AGCGUUGCGUACUUUAGUUUGUUUUCGGGACUGUUCUUUGAUAACCGCCACAGCGGCCUUGAAACUCCCCGAGAGUUCUUCCUUAACAGCAGUCCCUCUUUUUUCACUUCAAGACUGAAGCUCGAGGACUCACCAUUUGGCUGAAAUAGACACAAGAUUUCCCAAACUUUCGUCGGAGGAAAAAGAAAAACAAACCUAACGGCGGAGGAGAGAAUUUCUAGCACUUCCUCUUGUCUGACCUAAUGAUGUCUGCCUGAAUAAGCAGAGUGUGAAAUGUUGGAUAUGCCCAUCUAGGCCACAGGACCUUCUUUUUAUCCUGAGAGCGGUUUGGUUAUUUAAAGAAGAUUAUUUGAAGACUCCUUUUGGAAUCAAAUAGCAUGGAUCCUAGCAGUGACUACCAUUUCCUCAACCAGAUUUUGUGGAGAAGAGUGAAACUCACAUUGGUUUGUGGCAUCUUUGAGGGAGUGCUCCAGCAUGUGGACCCUAACAAGAUUGUUGUCCUGAAGAAAGUGAAGAAUGUGGAGACUGAUCGAAGUGUCCCAGGAGUGAAGAUGUUUUUUGGACACGAGAUUGUGAAUGUGGAACUACUGGAUGAAGAAGAACAAGGUGCAGUAAGAGAAAAGGCAUCUUCUGUUAGUCUAAAUACAGAAAGAAACAGGAUGGAUACAAUAAAAGAUGAAGACCUAAAUGUAUAUAAGCCUGCUUCUCCUGCCCCUGAGGCACCAACCACCUCUCUGCUAAAUGACCUCAAGUACAGCCCAUCAGAGGAAGAGGAGGUGACAUACACAGUCAUUGAUGAGUUCCAGCAGAAGUUUGGUGCUGCAAUGCUGCACAUCAAGAAGCAAAGUGUCCUGAGUGUGGCAGCAGAAGGAGCUAAUGUGUGUCGUCAUGGGAAACUAUGUUGGCUUCAGGUGGCCACAAAUAGCCGAGUUUACUUAUUUGACAUUUUCCUUCUGGGAAGUCGUGCUUUCAGCAAUGGACUUCAGAUGGUACUAGAAGACAAGAGAAUUUUGAAGGUUAUCCAUGAUUGUCGUUGGCUUUCUGAUUGCCUCUGUCAUCAGUAUGGAAUUUUGCUGAAUAAUGUCUUUGACACCCAGGUAGCAGAUGUCCUUCAAUUUUCCAUGGAAACAGGCGGCUUUCUUCCAAACUGCAUUAGUACUUUACAGGAGAGUUUACUCAAACACCUUAAAAUAGCCCCUAAAUAUCUCUCCUUUCUGGAAGAGAGACAAAAACGGAUUCGGGAAAACCCAGAACUAUGGUUCACACGACCUCUUUCACCCUCUUUGCUAAAAAUUUUGGCCCUGGAAGCUACCUACCUGCUCCCCCUUCGCUUGGUACUCCUAGAUGAAAUGAUGUCUGAUCUAACUACCCUGGUGGACGGGUACCUAAACACCUACCGAGAAGGGUCUGCAGACUGGCUGGGAGGCAUGGAGCGUACAUGUAUGGAGCUCCCAGAGGAACUGCUUCAACUCAAGGACUUCCAGAGACAGCGCAGAGAGAGAGCUGCAAAAGAAUAUAGAGUAAAUGCGCAGGGACUCCUAAUAAGGACAGUACUACAUCCAAAGAAAUCUAUGACAGAGACAGCAGGGAAAGAGGGAAAAGUAAGAGGUUUCUUACUCUGUAAAAAUUCUAGGCUAGAUAAAGCUCCAAAUUUUACAUCUCACAAGGAUGUAAAUUUGCUAAAAGGAGAAUCUAAGAGUAAGCAAACCACAGCGGAACCUCAACAUCUACCUCCCAUAAAGGAAGAAGUCAGUGAAGAUUCCAGUAACAAACAAAUUUGCCCUGAGUCAGAGGGGUUUAAGGACCAGAGAAUAACUCAAAAAGCAUACCUCAAGAUACCUAAACAAGAGUUUCAGACAAAUUUAUCUUUGAAAGAGGAGAUAGAACAGUUAAUGAUGGUGGAAAACAAGGAAGAUCUAAAAUGUACAAAACAAGAUGUUUUAGUGUCUCCUUCCCUUCCUCAGGAAACCAGAGUGUCUCCAAGUGACAUUUUUCAUCCUUUUAGAAAAGCUGUGCUUCCCACACUUCCUCCCUGCCCAGCUUUGGAGAAGACUGAUUCCUGGAUAAAUCCAGAUUCUCCCAAUCUGCCUUAGAGAUCUGCAGUUUGUUCUUGAGGCCAAUAAAGGUGGCUUAUUUCCUCUGCCAUCAAGGCCUUCCUCAGUGCUUAAGUUUCUUGUGUUGUAAAUUAGUCACAGGCUUUGGGGGAAAUUAUAUCCUCUUGCUUACUCCUAUAUUCUUGGAAUUUGAUUAGGAUGGGAAUGAAUAAGUUAAAUAAUGGAAAAAGUAAAUGUUCUGAUUAUGUCACUGUGUAGAAAUGUUCCCUGUGGCCAGACUGAAUUAUUUCUCAUAA
Messenger RNA from Eubalaena glacialis (North Atlantic right whale), 2350 nucleotides. RefSeq names its product exonuclease 3'-5' domain containing 1 (gene EXD1). NCBI's taxonomy places the organism in Eukaryota, Metazoa, Chordata, Mammalia, Artiodactyla, Balaenidae. Gene Ontology annotation, biological process: nucleobase-containing compound metabolic process. The coding region runs from base 378 to 2093 and encodes 571 amino acids. The record is from RefSeq and is a predicted model, not a curated record. The transcript has 13 exons. Gene Ontology annotation, molecular function: nucleic acid binding; 3'-5' exonuclease activity.